AGCUUCCCUUCAGUGCCGUGGAAGCCAGUUGCAAUUUUGAGGAAGAUCUCUGCAACUUUUAUCAAGAUAAAGAAGGUCCAGGCUGGACCCGGGUGAAAGUAAAACCAAACAUGUAUCGGGCCGGAGACCACACAUCAGGCAUUGGGUACUACUUGCUGGCCAACACAAAGUUUACAUCUCAGCCUGGCUACAUCGGAAGGCUCUACGGUCCCUCCCUGCCAGGAAACUUGCAGUAUUGUCUACGUUUUUAUUAUGCCAUCUAUGGGUUUUUAAAAAUGAGUGACACCCUGGCAGUUUAUAUCUUUGAAGAGAACCACGUAGUUCAAGAGAAAAUUUGGUCUGUGCUGGAGUCUCCAAGGGGUGUCUGGAUGCAAGCCGAAAUCACCUUCAAGAAACCCAUGCCUUCCAAGGUAUAG
Leptonychotes weddellii (Weddell seal) is the source of this 416-nucleotide messenger RNA. NCBI's taxonomy places the organism in Eukaryota, Metazoa, Chordata, Mammalia, Carnivora, Phocidae. The record is from RefSeq and is a predicted model, not a curated record.